CCUCCACCUCCACAAUUGCACCCAUCCAUGGACAUGAGUGACACCAGCUCAAGCCUGGCCGAGUGGGCCCAGCUCUUCCAGCACGGCCUCGGAUCGCACCCGGUGGCCACGCCGGCCGUGUCCCCCCGGGUGUCGGCCGUGGCGGACUCGAUCGUGGUCACCACGACAUCGACCCCGGUGAUCGCCGGAUCGAGCAGCACUAGCCCGACCUCGCACCCGGCCAUCGAGGGCCGGGUGGGGAAGUCGGGUCGCCGGCGAUCGAGGGCCUCCAGAAGGGCUCCCACCACCCUUCUCAACACCGACACCACCAAUUUCCGGGCAAUGGUGCAGCAAUUCACAGGCAUCCCCUCCGGAGCGUAUUCCUCAAACUAUCAUCAGGCUGGUGACAGAGGGAUGACAAGUUUUGGGCUUAGUUUUAAUGAUCCUACCCGUCAGGCGGCCACUGUGAUGCCGUUUGGACGCCUCCAGCAUCAUCAAUACCAAGGGCCGGCUUUCCAGCACCAGCAGCAAGGGCAGCAACAGCAGCAGCAAAUAUAUGAUGGUAAUAAUAUGUUUACAGUAGGCAAUCAUGAAAGCAAUGAUGGUAUUUUUCUUCAGGGGUAUAGCAACCCAAGGGCUAACUCGGAGGUGACGGAUGGCUUUUUCUUGGAGGGCAUUUCCAGCCACAUGAUGCCAAGGCCGGCCUCCACUGACAACAGGACUCAUGGAUUUUUUUCAUGAGGGGAAGUUACCAGGGAGAGUUAGCUUUUGCUUUUGUAAGAGAGAGAGAGAGAGAGA
Messenger RNA from Elaeis guineensis (African oil palm), 777 nucleotides. RefSeq lists its product as uncharacterized. The record is from RefSeq and is a predicted model, not a curated record. NCBI's taxonomy places the organism in Eukaryota, Viridiplantae, Streptophyta, Magnoliopsida, Arecales, Arecaceae.